AUGCAACCGCAGAAUCCAAGUCAAACCUUGUGCAGGCGAGGCGAGCGCCGUGAAAACCUUCCAAUUGCCAAGCAACUUAACAAGUUUAUCACUCUACCGAAUCUUCUUAGUUGGAAGGUUCAUGAGUCGGAUGUGCUGGCACGCGGCCGAGUUCUCUCAUUGUUCCGCACUAAAAGAACGUGCUUGCCAGAUUAUCUUUCGAUUUUGAGACUCCGAAGCAUGACAGUUACUCGUCACGGCUUCUUGGUAGUGUAUGAGGAGCUUGAGAAAGGACUCAUCAUCGAUCUUCGCGCUGCGAACAAAGUUCUCAUAACUACUGACCGCUACAAAAGCCGAAAGAUUUCCUACAAUCGUUGUCACAUCAAAAUAAGACUCGCUCAUGGAAACGUCCAUUUGUUCGUCAAGGAUGACAUUGCAAUGUGGACGUCCGCCAUUUCACAUGCGCAAGUCAUUGGAAGUUCGAAGCCUAUUGUCAUCGGUGAUGAACGACAAAAGGCUGUCCAAACUGAUGAUGUAGUAGAAUCUUCUAAGAACGGUGUACGUGACAUUGAAAAAAUUCCUGAUCCCGAUCUUGAUCUCACAGGAGAUGAAGAUAGCCGGAAAAGCUUUGACACAGCCUUGUCGACAACAUCGCCGAACAGUGGAAUUGUAACUGUCGUUGAGAACCCAGAAAUUCAACCACUGCCUUCGAUUCGCCGUGGUCAUCAAUCAGUGACAACACUUCGCAGAAGGCUUGAGAAGAAGCUUGUCAUGCGUAGCGGUCAGGAAGAAAUCUCGAUGCCUACUAAUAGCUCGCAAAAUGAUAAGCCUCGCUAUGUGACUUCGAUCUUCAUCCACUCAAACGAAGCUAUCAUUGACUCGAAUGCCGAUGAAGAACCAACUGAGAAGAAAGAAAGAAAAGAAUGGUGGAAUCGAUCUCUGCGAUGCUAA
Messenger RNA from Caenorhabditis bovis, 930 nucleotides. NCBI's taxonomy places the organism in Eukaryota, Metazoa, Nematoda, Chromadorea, Rhabditida, Rhabditidae. The record is from the annotation of a GenBank genome assembly.